Molecule: messenger RNA, 537 nt
Organism: Sphenostylis stenocarpa
Lineage: Eukaryota; Viridiplantae; Streptophyta; Magnoliopsida; Fabales; Fabaceae
Source: the annotation of a GenBank genome assembly
AUGGGAUCCUGUUUUUCUUCUAAGCCAUCAUUCACAACCAAAAAUGUUCGCUUGGUUCAUCUGAGUGGUUAUGUGGAGGAUUUUGAACAGCCAAUUUCAGUGAGCCAACUCACUGGAACCUCUCCUAAGCACUUUGUUUGUACCUCAGUUCAGCUUCUUUCCCCUUGCUCAAAACCAUUGAAUGGAGACACCCAACUCCAACCUGGAAAUGUGUACUUCAUGCUACCAUACUCAAUCCUUCAAGCUGAUGUUUCUCCUGUGGACUUGGCUUCCCUUGCAAAGAGGCUCACUGCAAUAGCCAAAACUAGCAAAAAGUCCUCACUCAAAGAUGGUCCUUUCUCAAGCCAACAUGGCUUGAGCAAUGCUUGGAAUUCACCUUCGAAGAGUCCUGGCAGGCUUGGUUUGGUUGAGCAAAUUGGCAUGCCUUAUGGAGUGCGAAGCCCGUGUAGAGUGCAGCCAUGGAAACCUAUCUUGGACACCAUCAGAGAGAAGUCUUUCAAUCGGAGAAGCGAGUCAGAUUUGCAAGAAUAUAAUUGA